This is a messenger RNA of Ectocarpus siliculosus, 1855 nucleotides long. The record is from the annotation of a GenBank genome assembly. Lineage: Eukaryota; Phaeophyceae; Ectocarpales; Ectocarpaceae.
AUGGCUUCCUCUCCGCCUGGCAGCUCGGAGCGGUCCAGCCUCCUGGCCAACACCACCAGCACCAGCCUGAACCAGCCCUUCAUGGCUGGCUACGACAACGGCGGCAGCCCGUCGUCCCCCAUCUUACCCGCGGACGCGGCCUUGCCGCCGUCGAUACCCCGCACGGCCUCGGAGCUGGAAGCGGCGGAGGAGGCGAGACUGGAGGCGGUGGCCGCCCAGGCGGAGAUUCCUGAGGCUCCUCGAGCGCCCCUCACCGGGAAGGGCCUGCUGGCCCUGUCGCUUGCCACCGUGUUCGGCUACUUGUGCCUUGGGGUCCUGAUGUACACGACCCUCGCCGGGAUGAGCUUCUUGGACGCGCUGUACUUCUGCGUCGUUACCCUGACGACCGUGGGCUACGGGGACCUGAGCGCUCACAAGCCGGUGACGAAGCUGUUCGCUUGUUUCUACAUCCUCAUCGGCGUGGCCAUGGUGGCGGCCUUUUUGUCCAAGCUCGUUGAGCUCCUCUUGGACGAGCAGGAGGACCUUCUCGUGAACCUCCUGACGAAGAACAGGGCGCAGGCCAUGGGGGCGGAAGAUCCUGACACCGCCGCGAAGGUGGAGGUGGGCCUGGGCGUCUUCUACUUUUUGCUGCUCGUGGGGGUGGGCACAACGGUGUUCAUGGUGUGCGGCCACAUGUCGGUGAUCGACGCCUUUUACCUUACGGUAGUGUCCUCAUCGACGGUGGGGUAUGGCGACUACUUCCCGUCUUCGACCGGGACACGGUUGUUCGCCAUUUUCUUCCUGCCGUUGUCCACCCUGCUGCUGGGAAAGAUUAUUUCGGAUUACACCGAGAUGCAAGCGAGCAAGCGCGUAAAGCAGAGGCAGACGCGCCUCCUCCUGGCGACGGUUACGGCGCACGAGUACGCGGCCAUGGACGCGGACAACGACAACCGCGUCAGCCUCAUGGAGUUCAUGGUUCACACCCUCAUCAAACAAGAAAAAGUAACCCAGGAGGACAUCGAACAGAUUCACACCCGAUUCACGGCUCUGGACAAGGACCACAACGGCUUCGUUACGAGGGACGAGGUCGGCGAGGAACGCGAUGAAGACGGCGACGGUUUCAUCGACGCGGACGAGCUAUGAUAAAUCCCUGCCGCUGUUAUUGAAACAUCCUUGUCGCGGAGUUCCUUGAUCUCAAUCCCUUGCUGCCGAUUCCUUGGUGGUGCUGCCGGGGCGACUCGCAAUCGACGUUAGGAAGCGUCACCAUUGCUUGCUGCUACGCCGGGUCUCAUCGGCUCGAGGGAGCGGAAUAUCCUCACUUGCUGUUGAACAGCAUGUCUCAUCGGCAUGUUCACGGAAUGCUCUUCGUUGCUAGCUGUCGGCGGGUACAUGGGAGGAUUUAAUAGCAAGCCUUUUGCUAUUGGCGGAACGCAUCGACGCGUGAGAGAACGUUGCUGCUGAUGGUGGACCUCAUCGACGUUCAGGAAAACUUUGCCAUUCGUUCGUUGCCGUUGGUGGGUCCAGUCGGUGUAACCAGCGUCCGAUUGUCUUGUUGUUUUCGGGAUAGAGUUACAGGUAGCGCAUAGGAUGACUUUUACUGACGUCAACUCGCGGGAGUUCACGAGCUUGAUUGAAUCUUGUUGCGAGGGGUAGAGAGAGGGGAAAAAUUGCUUCGGCCCGCCACCUUCAAGGGGCAUGGAGACGCGAUAUCGACCGAGGCAGUGCUUUGAUGGUGGACGAUGGUUUUCAAUGUUUAUGUUGUAGUACUUGGUGUACAACCUUGCAGGCGAAACCGAAAUUCGCCUCUUUGGUUGAAACAAGCCAAGGAUCAUUGUUGUCAACUUUACAACAAUCGAGACGGACAGCCGUUCCCCCU